UAAACGGAAGUGAAAUAAAAAAAAAAAGUAACAUACCAAGCUUUAUAGUAAUUUGACAUGGCAAUAACGACUCGCUUAUUUCAUACAGGAAAAGUGUGACGUGAUCAGUGGUUAAAAUGAAUGCUCAGUCCAAUCAGGGUCCUGCACCCGUUUAUGUAGUCGUCUCACCGGGCCCAAACAUGCCCCCAAACCAGGGCACACAGCCAGCAUCUGGUCCUCAAAAUAUGAAUAAUAUGGCCUCCCAGCAGUCAAGACUACAGAAAUUCCCGUUUGAUGUACUCAAAUCUGUAAGCAUUGAAGUGACGUUAGUCUUGUCCAUUUUGGUCACUCUCUUAGGAUUUCUGCCCACUGGAGUUGUUGCAUUGGUGUUUUCCCUUCUGUCCCUGAGUGAAUACAAAACUGGGAAUAUGGCUAAGGCCAAGGAGUACUGCAAUAUCGCUCAAAUCUGGAUUGUCAUCACAGUGAUUAUCUGCAUCCUUUUAUGGUUUAGUAUUAUAAUUAUGUUCAUCAUGACAUUUCUCUUCUUCAAACAAAGUUAUGAGGAUUCAAUGACUCGCAUAAACAUGGGCCAGUUUGAGCCACCAGAAGGACGAUAGCUAAACUAGUAUCAAAUGAGAAGCUUUGUUAUAAUGUCUUAUUCGGAUCGAGGCGUUUUAAAAUGGAUGGUCAACUCAGAAACAUUCGAGUUAUUCUCACUCACACUGUUCUAUGUGCUCACAGUUAUUUAUAUACUCCAGGCUAGAUGGGCCUUACAACAGGGAGACACAGCAGAGGUCAAGGUGACACUCAAUCGAAUGAUGUUCUUGACGAUUCUCUAUCUCCUUUCCUCCAUUAAGAAUUUGUUUGAAGUCCUCAUGCCAUGCCCGUCCUAGUCACGCUACUAAGAGAGAAACAGCAGCUCUAUCAAUUUUUUUAAAACCCACUAGGCCAUAGUUUGGUUUCAGCUUGGACAGAGUAGUGUAUUUGUAUUUUCAGAAGAGUAACAUCAUUGGGAAACUGUAUGCCAUCAUAGAUUACAGGAAGAAAUGCCACGAAUAAAACAUGAACACAAAUCUA
Molecule: messenger RNA, 1056 nt
Organism: Biomphalaria glabrata
Lineage: Eukaryota; Metazoa; Mollusca; Gastropoda; Planorbidae
Exons: 7
Coding region: 117-596 (159 amino acids)
Cellular component (GO): membrane
Source: RefSeq, a predicted model, not a curated record